This is a messenger RNA of Archocentrus centrarchus (flier cichlid), 4083 nucleotides long. RefSeq names its product LSM14A mRNA processing body assembly factor a (gene lsm14aa). Gene Ontology annotation, cellular component: P-body. The transcript is spliced from 10 exons. Gene Ontology annotation, molecular function: mRNA binding. Lineage: Eukaryota; Metazoa; Chordata; Actinopteri; Cichliformes; Cichlidae. The record is from RefSeq and is a predicted model, not a curated record. Bases 199 to 1599 code for a protein of 466 amino acids. Gene Ontology annotation, biological process: cytoplasmic stress granule assembly; P-body assembly.
AAAUCUCGCGAUGAUGUGAAGUCUCGUUAGCCCCCGCGCGCAGAGCCUCGGAUGGAGGAGGUGGUAGCCAUGUUGUAGCUGCGGAACGCCACAGAGUCAGCAGACGCAGAGGCCCCGGAGGACCGUUUCUGCUUCUCACGCGGCUCACAGCAGUUGCCCGUUCGUUUCUCCGCGAGCAGCGCCCAGUCACAGAGCACCAUGAGCGGCGGGACGCCCUACCUGGGCAGCAAGAUCAGCCUGAUCUCCAAGGCCGAGAUCCGCUACGAAGGCAUCCUCUACACCAUCGACACCGAGAACUCGACGGUGGCGCUGGCUAAAGUUCGCUCCUUCGGCACAGAGGACCGCCCCACUGACCGGCCCAUUCCACCUCGAGAUGAUACCUUCGAGUACAUCAUCUUCAGAGGCAGCGACAUCAAGGACCUGACAGUGUGUGAGCCACCCAAACCCACCUGCUCGCUGCCCCAGGACCCGGCCAUCGUCCAGUCGUCAAUGAGCUCCAGCUCUUCGUCCGCCGCCGCCGCACCGACCCCGUUCCAGUCCGCCGGUUCCUACGGCCUCUUCAGCCGAGCCCCGGUUUCCGCCUACAGCCAGUUCAGCAGCAGCACGCUGGUGUCGCCACAGCUCGGAUCUGUCAGCGUGGGACGCACGGCGCCUUCGUUUGUGAGCAACACGAGCGCCACCUCCGCUGUUGGCUCUGCCCUCCCCCCUGACUCAGGGUCUCUGGGGAUCGAAGGCCGAACCAGCCCCAGCAGCCUGGACCCUCUGAGGAAGAGUCCCGUCCUGGACCAGGUGAUCCCCGGCACCUCCUCUGCUGCCACCGCUACCACCGUUCCAGCCCCCGGCCUAGGACGCAGGAGCCCCACCCACGGUCGCACAGCCGCCUCAGGACAGAGCAGCCAGAAGGUUCAGCACGUGCAGGACAGCGUAGACACCAGGAGGGCUGCUGCUGGCGCUCCACCUAACCGGCGCGGCCGAGGAGGAGGUCAUCGCGGCAGAGGACGCUUCAGCGUGCGCCGAGACGGCCCCAUGAAGUUCGAGAAGGACUUUGACUUUGAGAGCGCCAACGCCCAGUUCAACAAGGAGGAGAUCGACCGCGAGUUCCAGAGCAAGCUGAAGCUCAAAGAUGAGAAGUCAGAAAAGGCGCUGAACGGCGAGGAUAAAGGCGACUCUGGUGUGGAAACUCAGAACAGCGAGGGCAACGCCGACGACGAGAGCGACCCGCUUGGCCCGAACUGCUACUACGACAAAUCCAAGUCCUUCUUCGACAACAUCUCCUGCGACGACACAAGCAGGAAGACAAACGACAAGUCUGGAGGUUCGGGGUUCCUGAGGGAGCGGAGGCAGACGUGGGCAGAGGAGAGGCGGAUGAACGCUGAAACCUUUGGUAUCCCGCUGCGUCAGAGCCGAGGACGUGGAGGCUACCGCGGCCGUGGCGGCAUGGGCUACCGCGGAGGUCGGGGUCGCCCGGCCAGCCGAGGCUCCUUCGGUCCGCCGCAGGGAGGCGGCGGCGGCUACAGGGGAGGAUACAGAGGAAACCAGGCCGGCCGGGAGUUUGCCGACCUGUCGGCAUACAGGAAGGACAACAAAGUGGCGGCGUAGUCCCAGCGGGUGGAGUCCUCUGCACAGAGGUGGAGCUUCUUCACGCUUCAGAGGAAGACAAAUAGUUGUGGUUGCUAUUUUGUUGAUGAAAAUAAUGAAGAUUGUCUACUAGUUGUAUAUUUGUCACCAGCACUGGGGUAGACUGCUUGAAUGCAACGUAACUUUCCAUAUCUGUCGGCGGCAGCGGCGAGAAACCCUCGCAGGCGGCUGAGUUGAAUAUUGGCGAGGCGUUUCCCCGACGCUGUCUGUGAUUACCGACUGAUGCUCGCUGACGUAGCUUUACCGGGGAUGUGGGUUUAGACUUUCCUGUAACUUCAGCGCCAAAAUGGCCGCCAGCUCACUCUCACCUUUGUAACAUGUAUUUUUCUACUGCCGCGUAGACUUCCUGCGUCCUGUCGCGUAGUCAGCCUGCUCGCCCUCACACGUUGUGACGUCCUCUCCUCGGACUCGCUGUUUCUCCAUGUUUCCUUCGAUUUGUGGCGUAGCUUUGGCGUUUCCUCACUCGGUGUCAUGUUCUAACGUUGGCAUCGCCGCUAGCGUGCAUACUGCACCCAUUUUUUCUGGUAGUUUUUAACUCCCGGCUCACACUAACUGAAAGGUCAUAGGUCACAUUUCUGUCGCUGUUUCGUUUUUUUCUUGUCGUUUUUUUGAGUUUGAGGCUCUGCAGGACUCACAUAUACGGAAGACAUUUAAUGCUUAAAUUAAACUCAAAAACCGUAUGCAUGUAUUUUUUCUCAUGUGCACUGGCUGUCAGAGUUAAAUGAACAUUCAGUUCAAGAUUUAACAUAACGGCACAGUAAAAAAACAAAAAAUUUCGGUUUUAAGAUUCAGAAGAAAUAUUAAAGCAAAAUUAGGUGAUUUUAUGUUUUCCUGGACAUGUUUACAGUCAUGGCUAAAGUUUAAAAAAAAAUUAAUUCAUUAAGAAUGAAAUAAAAUAAACAAAGACCAAUGGCCCCAGAACAAAACCCUUCACAAUUAGAAAUGAAUUUUUUUUUUUUUUUUUUUAAAUUGACAUCUGGCACAUUGAUGCACACAGGAGUUUGUAUGGCUACUUUUAUUUUUCAGGUGUCUAAGUUCAGGAUGAUUUCUUAUUAGAUUCUGAGAAAUAAAAAACAGGAAAAAAUUCCCCCAAAAUGGAAAGAUUCAAAAUACGUAAUUAAAAACACAGUAAUGCAUACCACAGGGGACACACGCACAUGCAAAAAAAAGCUUAAAUUUGGCACUAUAUGUCAAAUAAAUAUGGAAGAUUUUCAAAUGAAAGAAACCUCAUGUAAAUGGUUUUAUUCCUUCUUUUUUGUGGGUGUAUUCACAAUAGUAAUAGUUCAGGAAAAAGUGCUAUAAAAUUGUCCUAAAUUCUGCACAUUAAUCCUUAAACAGAAAUUUCACUUUAGUUGAUUUAGAGAACUGAAACUGCAUUUGUUUGCCGUCAUGAACUGAAGCAGUAAAUACAUCAGAGUGCUGUAAUGAGCUCUAAAUUAUUCCAACUAAUUGUUUUAUUAGGUUCUGACACAUCAAAAGCACCCACAGGAAAAAAUGAAUAUGGAUUUAACUUCAUUGGAAAUGUUUUUUGUUUGUGUUUUAAUUUUGGCAUUUAAGGUCUUCCGUAGUUGAGGGCGUUUUGCACUUUUCUCCGAUGUGAUUCCACUCAUUGUAAACUCAUUCAUACACUAAAUAAGUCUGCUCUAAAUUUACCAUGAAACUCAAACCUGAAGCCACUGGCGUCCCGCCGCACUGCAGGAAGUGAUGUCGAGUAGAGUAGAACACGAGCUCACUGUAGCAUCGUAGGUUAGCAAUAUUCAAACUCUGGAUCUGAGGCUGCAAAGGAGUCGGCGCUGCCGGGUUUUUGGUGGAGCGGGAAAAACUGAAGGCGUUUCCUGUGAAUGAGUCCUGAGGUUUAUUCGGCUGACGAAGGCAUUGAUGCUGAUAACUGACUCCGCCCCUCACAGGAGGGGGUGUGGUUUGACCUCAGAGCUGCAGCAGAACAUAAAUUCAGGGUGAUUUUUUUCUUUUUGGUAAAUUAAAGUCAGAUUCCAGCUUCAGAUCCAAAGAUUUUUUUUUUUUUUUUUUCAGUUAACUCGGCGUCGCCUUGAUUUGAAGUUUUAUUUUUGCCGCUGUAAUCGGACCAAAAAGUCGAUUAAUUUGGAGAAUAAAACUUGUUGAUUUAAAAACCUGCUGAUUCAGCCAGCGUCCAGUCACAGAUCAGACAUAAACAGGAAGUGAGAAAUUUUGGACUGUAUUUUGUUGAGUGACUCGCUUUUCUUCCGAAUGUGGUGGAGGUCGGUACGGGAGCACAUCAGGGCCAUUGAACGCGUGAAGGAACGGAGCUGGAUGAACUUUUGGUGACCUGCCGAGGGCCCUGAUGGGCCUCCGUAGAUUGGGAGCUGCAGUUUGUGUUUGGAGUGAUUCGACACACCAUCAAACUCUUAAAUAAAUUGGAUUUUUAAUGACGCACAAUGAUACGCAAAAUAAAAUGAACACACUGAA